This is a messenger RNA of Amoebophrya sp. A25, 786 nucleotides long. Lineage: Eukaryota; Dinophyceae; Syndiniales; Amoebophryaceae. The record is from the annotation of a GenBank genome assembly.
GUCUGCCUAUGUUGGAAGCAGACAUAACACAGCUUAAGGCUUCUCCCCAUUAUCUUCUGAAGCAUCCUAGGCUUGGAGCUGUCCCACGUCGCACAUCAAAGGGAAAAUAUUAUAGACAGUUGUUCCUUGGUCCAAAUAUAUGAAUGAUCCCAUGAAAAGAUAGAAAUAGAUCGGGCGGGUGAGUACUGAGUACCGACUUCUAAAGAGAGGCUGUGGCGCGAGAUGGACCGGGAAUUGCGUGCGUGCGAACAUCGUGCGGCGCGCGAACGAGCGGAACUAAUCGAAGAGCACCAGGUGGAGCUGGGGGACCAGGAAGUUCGCACUGCGACACAAAUAAGGCACGCUGAAGAGGCCAUGAUUGCUACAGUCCGUGAUUAAGGUCAACAUUUAGUGUCCAUCUUUCUCGGCAUCUCGGUACCGUUUUCCCUUGUAUUCUCAUGAAAUACAAGGUAAAAGGGGCGGCCUCCAAGAUGAGGGGGUCGAGAGAAGAUGCAAGCUAGCAGACUCUAACGUGAGGCAGAACGAAAGCGGGAUAAGGCUGUUGCUGAAUCGGAAGAAGUGUGCAAAGCCCAACUGGAGGCAGCCUUGCGCGUUAAGGCGGAGAACGACGAGCGCUUCCAGCUGGAAGAAAAAGCCUUGCGCGAAGAGCUUGACGCGAAGCUUCUGCUUGUGAGUGAGCGAGCUUCUGCUGACGUUGAAGUCGAGCGAGAAAAACUCAGAUCUGCAAAAGAUCGACUCGCCGUGAAGGAUGCAGAGAGGGGGGAGAAGUAUGCACAAAAAUUAUGA